Messenger RNA from Bombus huntii, 2206 nucleotides. RefSeq names its product dihydrolipoyllysine-residue acetyltransferase component of pyruvate dehydrogenase complex, mitochondrial (gene muc). Lineage: Eukaryota; Metazoa; Arthropoda; Insecta; Hymenoptera; Apidae. Gene Ontology annotation, biological process: pyruvate decarboxylation to acetyl-CoA. Gene Ontology annotation, molecular function: dihydrolipoyllysine-residue acetyltransferase activity. The coding region runs from base 155 to 1639 and encodes 494 amino acids. The record is from RefSeq and is a predicted model, not a curated record. The transcript is spliced from 6 exons. Gene Ontology annotation, cellular component: pyruvate dehydrogenase complex.
CUGUCUCUGGUUGUGCUUAACGAUAACCCCUACAUCAUUGACACGCUCGGAACACGUUCAUUGUCCGAGUGUUCAAAUAAGAGAUCAGUAACGUCGAAUUUCUUGCCACUUUCUACUAAAACCGGUAGUAAAAGAUCCACGAAUCAUCCGAGAUAUGAUACGAACGACAACGGGCCUACGUAAUGAAUUGGCAAACGCAAUACUACGAAGUUCUGUGCGGACGAAUACCGUAAGAUCUGUGAUCAUACGAUGUCUUCACAGAAAAUAUGUACAAAGGAUUCAAAUUCAUAACACCUUACGUUUUACGGUAACUCCGUGGAAACAACAGUUAAGGUAUUAUGCAGAUUAUCCAGAUCAUGUCAAAGUGCAGCUUCCUGCGUUAUCACCUACUAUGGAAACAGGCACAAUUGUCAAUUGGCACAAAAAGGAAGGUGACAAGUUGAAUGAAGGUGAUCUACUUGCUGAAAUUGAAACUGAUAAAGCUACGAUGGGUUUUGAAACACCAGAAGAAGGCUAUCUGGCAAAAAUUAUAGUAGCUGCAGGAACAAAAAAUGUCGCUAUAGGCAAAUUAGUUUGUAUAAUUGUCCCUGAUGAAAGUUCUGUAGCUGCCUUCAAAGAUUUUAAAGACGAUACUCCAGCAACUACUGCAUCAGCUACCCUUACAUCAAGUGUUCCUACGCCAUCUACUUCUCCACCAUCUACUCCCCCACCAUCCCCUGUAACGCCACCAGCACCUGCAGCACCUUCUGCCCCAAAACCACUGCCUACUGCAUCAGGAGAGAGAAUAUAUAUUAGCCCAUUGGCUAAAAGACUUGCAACUGAAAAAGGCCUUGCUUUGGAGGGUUUAAGAGGUUCAGGACUAUAUGGAUCCAUAACAUCCAAAGAUUUAGUAGGUGCACCAGCUAUGGCUGCUCAUCCUACAGUAGCAACAACAACAGCUACAACAGAAGGGAUGGAUGUUCCAGUAUCCAGUAUCCGCGCAAUAAUUGCAAAGCGUUUACUGGAAAGCAAACAAACAAUUCCACAUUAUUAUUUAUCAAUAGAUGUAAAAAUGGACGCCGCACUCGAAAUGCGAGAACAAUUUAACAAGAUGUUAGAAAAAGAAAAAAUAAAGCUUAGUGUAAAUGAUAUCAUUAUCAAGGGAAUGGCUAUGGCUUGUAAAAAAGUACCUGAAGGUAACAGUGCAUGGUUGGGAGAAGUUAUUAGACAAUACAAUAAUGUUGACGUAAAUGUAGCAGUCAGUACAGAAAGUGGCCUAAUUACACCAAUAGUUUUUGGUGCAGACACAAAGGGUAUAGUUCAGAUUAGUAAGGAUGUAAAAGAAUUAGCUACAAAAGCGAGAGAAGGAAAAUUGCAGCCGCAAGAGUUCCAAGGAGGAACUAUCACUUUGUCAAAUUUAGGAAUGUUUGGUAUUAAAAAUUUUUCUGCCAUCAUAAACCCUCCUCAGUCAAUCAUUUUAGCUGUAGGCACAACUGAAACCAGGUUAAUACCCGCCAAAAAUGAAAAAGGAUUUACAACCACCCAAUUUAUGUCUGUCACUGCCAGUUGUGAUCACCGUACCGUAGACGGUGCAGUAGGCGCACAGUGGUUAACAGCUUUUAAGAACUUCAUGGAAAAUCCAACAACUAUGUUGUUGUAGUAAAUUUAGCCACUGAGAAGUUCAAUGGGGUAGUUUCAACAGGUGCAAAGAAACAUUGUUAUGUUCAGGAAGGUGACCAAGAAUAUUCUGUACAUUUGUGUAUAGUACAAUAUAGAAUUGUGUUACUUUACGCAUUUGUAAACCAUCAAUUUUUGAUAGAUUCGAAUUUUUCAAAGUCACAUUGUAUUUCUUUUAUGUAAAAACAUUGUUAGGACAACAAUAUUUGCGGAAUCAAGGUGACAUUAUACCAUUAGAUCAUAUUUUUCCUAAUGUACUAUAUAUGUGGUUUUUCAUUGAAUAUAAAGUAAAAGACUGACGAUUAAUUUCACCAUUAAAUAAAAUAACAAUCUCAUUACUUUAUUAUUGGUGUAAAAACCACAUCUUUGUCCCAGCAAUAGUAGUGGUCACGUGUAAAUAUGUGUAUUUAUGAAAUAAUAUUAUGGCCACCAUACAUUGCAAUAAUUUAAUUAUAACUUAGGGGAAAUUGUGAAGGAAAAUGUGUCAAAAUGUUUAUAGUAAGUAAUAUACGUAAAUGUAUAUCAUAUUUAAUAAAUUGUAACUUACAGA